CAGAGACGAUCUGUCGCAAAAGCUGGACGAAUGUCCGCCUCAAACUUCUGGAAAAUGACAAAGGGCAAGAUCAUGGAAGGCGUCUUCGCUAUCAACAAACCCACUGGUCUCUCCUCUGCCCAAGUGGUGCGCGAUCUGCAAACCUACUUCAACCCAUCAGAGCUGUUCGCGCCUUGGCUAGAGUCGGAAACGAAGUAUCGACAGCAAGAAAGUCAUAAUCAGCGGAAACGAAGGAGGGAGAAGAAGAUCCAGGUCAAGAUCGGUCAUGGUGGAACUCUAGAUCCUCUUGCUACUGGUGUAUUGAUUGCCGGCAUUGGAAAGGGUACAAAGUCUCUGCAAGACUUCCUGAUGUGUACAAAGGUUUACGAAACAGUCGUCCUCUUCGGCACAAGCACCGACUCAUAUGAUCGAGUGGGAAAGGUGUUGAAAAGAGCUCCUUACGACCAUAUUACGAAGGAGAUGGUGGAGGAUACUCUUGGUCAAUUUCGCGGAAAGUUCAUGCAACUACCUCCACUAUUUUCUGCGCUCAAGAUGAAUGGCAAGCCUCUCUAUGAGUACGCUCGGGAAGGGAAGGAGAUACCCAGAGAGAUUGAGCGGAGACCAGUCGAUGUUUUGGAGUUGGAGUUGAUUGAGUGGAUGGAGGGAGGAACUCAUGAACAUGAAGCACCAACCGACGAAGCAGGACACGCAGAAGUCAACGUCGCAAAUAAGUUGUGGAAGCAGGAAAAUGCUCUCCCUGCCAAGCCGAAGAGCACGGAUGGUGCGGUGAAGAAUCUUGAAGAGAGCCAAGUCAAUGAUGGACAGCAUGGCCAGGCUUCGGCUGAUGCUCUACCUUCUAAGGCUGCGGAUGACACCGAUGGUCUUACAGUUACGGGUGGAAAGAAGAAUCACACAGCAAAUGAGACGAACAGUCAUGAUGUGACCGCUAGCUCGGGCGACGAUGAUUCACACUUGACCCAUGGUACCAAACAGGAAGCAGUGGCAAAUUCAACAAUAAAGGUCGAAGAAAAAGACAUAUCUCUACCACAAUCUAGUGUGCAAGAGUCUUCCGAAGGUGCUACGGAGGGGUUUGGUGAAACGGCCAAGGUCGAUGAAGGACGUGUAGAAUUCGAGCAGGAGAAGAGAAAGUUAGUCGAGAACCAAGACGACCUUGUCCAUGAGAGACCACCAUCGAAGCAACGAAAGAAGGUAACUUCCUCCGAGGAUGCGGUCAUGUCUGGAGGCUUGGCAGCUCCCGAAGUAGCAGCGGACGCAACUCCAAAUACUUCCACCACCGCUGUCAACACCCAUUCAGCUACGACCAAGUCAGCCAAGGGACCACCAGCAGCUCGACUCCGUAUGACUGUAACAUCAGGCUUCUACGUACGUUCUCUCUGCCAUGAUCUCGGUGCAGCUGUUGGUUCCGUUGCGCUUAUGGCUGAGCUGGAGAGAACCAGACAAGGCGACUUCGAGCUUGGCAAGAAUGUCUUGGAAUAUGAUGACUUGGCGCUUGGGGAGGAUGUCUGGGGACCAAAAGUUGAAGCUAUGCUUGAGGAAUGGUACCAAAACCACAAACCUCCGGCAUGAGAUUAGAUUCCUGAACUAUCUUCACCGACAGCACUUGCAACUUUUCUAUGUGUGGGGUUGGAGGAGCUACUAUUACAGUUUUCACCGGAGGUCCUUAUUCACUCGAUGCGGAGACAGUUUGGCAUAACUUUCAACUCAGAUACCACGGGCAGGCGCAUUUAAGUUCACGGUUGUAUUUGCAUUUCCAUAAGUUGCAUAGCGGGCUCUUGGCUGUACUAUAAUAGACGAAAAGCAUGGACUCUUUGGGAG
Mollisia scopiformis is the source of this 1815-nucleotide messenger RNA. Its product is annotated as pseudouridine synthase. Bases 55 to 1566 code for a protein of 503 amino acids. Gene Ontology annotation, biological process: mRNA pseudouridine synthesis; tRNA modification. Gene Ontology annotation, molecular function: RNA binding; pseudouridine synthase activity. The transcript has 2 exons. The record is from RefSeq and is a predicted model, not a curated record. NCBI's taxonomy places the organism in Eukaryota, Fungi, Ascomycota, Leotiomycetes, Helotiales, Mollisiaceae. Gene Ontology annotation, cellular component: mitochondrion.